GGGAACCCCCUUUGUAUAUUCCCAGAAGAACAUAUUCACUGCAGUGGGUUGUGGUGUUAUGGCCACAAUCACCUCAAACUCAAAUGGCUACAUUAUUUCAAGUGGAUGCAGUUCCGAAUGUAACAUUUCAACAAAUAGGAGUGAUACCUGCCAGGCAGCCCUCCCUUCAUCUCUCUCUGCCUUCAGUACCAGUUUCCAGGAUUAUGGAAAUUAUAGUACACGGAGUUCAUGUCACUACGCAUUCUUGGCAGACCGUGAUUGGUUUGGCAAUAAUUCCACAAACUUUUCUGCCAUCAGAGAAAUGGACUAUGUUCCGGUGAUGCUAGAAUGGAGCUUAUUUCACUCCACAACCGAUGUGUAUGGAACCUUUUUUAAACCAAAUUUCACGAUUGGAUCUUCUGGCCCAGGCCGUGCUUAUUGUCUAAGCUACAAUGACAGCUCUUCCAUCAAUGAAUCCUCGAGGCUUGAAUGUUCCUGCCCAGGAGGCUAUAAAGGAAAUCCCUAUCUUCUUGACGGAUGUCUAGACAUCAACGAAUGUGAGCUUCCCGACCGGCACUGUUCUGAACACUUCAUAUGUGUGAAUUCGGCUGGGGGCUACGGAUGCUACCCGCCAAAGAGCAACUCGCAGGUUAAAGUCAUCUUUAUAGGUAUCGGCAGCAGUCUUGGAUUCUUGUUUCUGCUCAUCGCUUCCUGGUGGUUGUACAAAGUCAUAAAGAAAAGAAAAGCCAUUAAACAGAAGGCGAAGUUAUUUAAACAAAAUGGUGGUUUACUGCUGGAGCAACAAUUGUCUUCUGGUGAAGUAAAUGUUGAGAAGAUUAAGUUGUUCAAUUCAAAGGAGUUAGAGACAGCCACAGACCAUUUUAAUGUAGAUAGAAUUCUUGGCCAGGGAGGCCAAGGUACCGUUUACAAAGGAAUGUUGACGGAUGGAAGAAUUGUUGCUGUAAAGAAGUCUAAAGUAGUUGAUGGAGGUGAAGUUGCACAGUUCAUCAAUGAAAUUGUCAUUCUUUCACAAAUUAACCACAGGAAUGUGGUUAAGCUCCUGGGUUGCUGCUUGGAGACCGAAGUUCCUCUUUUGGUUUAUGAAUUCAUUCCCAAAGGGACUAUCCAUCAGUAUCUCCAUCAACAAAAUGAGGAGUUUCUACUUAAAUGGCAAAUGCGCUUAAGGAUUGCAGCAGAAGUUGCAGGAGCUCUUUCGUACUUACACUCAGCAGCGGGUUUUCCAAUUUACCACAGGGACAUCAAGUCUACAAACAUACUCUUAGAUGAAGAGUACAGAGCAAAAGUUGCAGAUUUUGGGACUUCAAGAUCAGUUUCCACUGAUCAAACACACCUUACCACAGUAGUACAUGGAACAUUUGGUUACUUGGACCCGGAGUACUUCCAAUCUAGUCAAUUUACAGAUAAGAGCGAUGUGUAUAGCUUUGGAGUUGUUCUUGUUGAGCUCUUGACUGGAGAAAAGCCGGUUUCUUUAGCAAGGUCACCAGAAGUCAGAGGCCUAGUUGCAUAUUUCAAUUUUUCAAUGGAGGAGAACCGUCUGUUUGAUAUUGUUGAUGCUCAAGUUAAGGAGGAGGGUGUAACGGAAGACAUUUUGGCAGUUGCUACCCUUGCAAAGAGAUGCUUGGAUUUAAGUGGAAAGAGACGACCUACGAUGAAAGAAGUGGCAAUGGAGUUGGAGGGGAUUCAAAAAUCAGUUAAGGCUUCUAAUCUGCAACAAAAUCAGGAAGAGGUUGAAUAUGUCCGAAACGAAGUAAUUUGUGACUGUCCUUGGGAUGUUGCAUCUGAAUCAACAGGAUCAGGUUUCGAUGGCGGUACUGCUUCAUCAAAAGAUUCAUUGCCACUACUAUCUUAGUAAUCACAGGGAACAAGAAUCCUCCAUUCAAUCGGUGCAUUACCAAUCUUCGCU
Molecule: messenger RNA, 1903 nt
Organism: Prunus mume (Japanese apricot)
Lineage: Eukaryota; Viridiplantae; Streptophyta; Magnoliopsida; Rosales; Rosaceae
Source: RefSeq, a predicted model, not a curated record